Messenger RNA from Cladocopium goreaui, 1737 nucleotides. The record is from the annotation of a GenBank genome assembly. Lineage: Eukaryota; Dinophyceae; Suessiales; Symbiodiniaceae.
AUGGCGGUACUUCUGGGGCCACUGAUUACUGUUUGUGUUCCUUUUGGGGCAGUGAGCGAAUCCCAUAUAGCCAGUCCUCAGGGCUGCUGUGCGAGAUGUUGCGAAAAGAAAGGCUGUUUGGCUGCUGUGUAUCGCAGCUUCAGUGAGGAGUGUCUACUUGGAGGUUCUCAGUAUCCUUCCUCAGGAGCCCCAGAUCACCUGGCAUGCCUUGCCCCAAACGUAAACGCGCGCUGCCAGCAGCAGAGAGGAAGGGACUAUAUAUCCAGCCGUGGAGCCACUGUGAAGGGCGUGACCACAGCAGAGUCCUGUUGCGCCCUGUGUGCUGCUUGGGACGACUGCAAGGUGGGCAUUUGGCACCAACGUUGGCAUGAGUGCUACUUAAAGCUCGGCUUCGUAUCUGAAAGGCCGAGCGGACGCGAGACGCCUGCGAUCACGGCCUGUGUGGCCCGGCCCCGAGAAGAGGCGUCGGAGGUGCCCGGAGCCGCGGAGAAGUUGGGUGCCACAGUGUGGGCUCCCUGCUACGCUCGCAACCACUCCAUGCCUGUCUUGCUGGAUGGUGCGAGGACAUUGGAAGACAUGGGAAUGCGGGUGAUCAAGGUGGCACUCUUUCGACCUUCCUGGAACUAUGCUGUUGGCUCCGACUGGCCUCCGGAUGAAUCUUUUGAGACCUUGAGAGAUGUCGCAGAGCAUCAGCACUUCCGCGAGCUCUGGGACAUGCGCUUUGACACGUACGUCUUGGUGGCCUAUUCGACCGCAGGUGGUGGAUCAGCUGGCAACAUGGCGGCUGGAUAUUGGGUCCAGGGCAUCAGCGAAGCAAAAGAGGCUGAAGAGGAGCUGCAGUUCUAUGAAGCAGCCGCAUUUUUUCUGGAGAGAUAUCCCCAAAAGACAUUCGUUUUCAGCAAUUGCGAGGGCGACUGGGAGAUCCGUGGUGGCCUGGGGGUGCAGCGAGCGCCCAAAGAAGCUGAGUUUGUGGCCAUGCAGAGGUGGUUGAGAGCCCGGCAAGCUGGAGUCACCAAAGCGAGACAAAGGUUCCGGGUUCCUGGUGCAGCCGGCAAUGUGUACCUGGCAGCAGAAGUCAAUUUGAUCGCUGAGUCCCUCUUUGAGAAGGGGUCCAACGUGGUGAAUCGCGUGUUGCCCUUCGUGCAGCUGGACAUGGUUUCAUACAGUAGCUAUGACACCCAGCAGGACUUGAAGGAGUUUGAAGCUGCCAUGAGGUAUCUGGCCUCGCAGCACAAUCGCACUGCAUCAGCGCCUGCCGGCAUGGCGGCCGUGAUGCUGGGAGAGUUUGGGCUGCCGCAAAGGACCAUGCCCGAGCGCGAUGUGAGUUUCAUUUUGGGUAACGUCAUCAACUCUGCCCUUGCCAUGGGCGUGGCUUAUCUGCUGUUUUGGGAGACCUAUUGCAAUGAGUGUCUCCCAGGACCUGGUUGUGGAGCAGAUGGUCGAUGUAGGGACAAGGCGGUGAGCGUCACCGAGCUGCAUCGGCUCAACGGCUUUUGGUUGGUGCGUCCAGAUGGCUCCAAAGCCUGGCCUUGGAAAUACUUCAAAGCGAAGAUUAACCAGGCGCCAGAAGCAGAGCUUUUGGCCCUGCGGCGGCCCAGCGAUAGCAUGGAUGUUGUGGACGCAGUGGAUGAAAGGCCCACCCUUUGGGCUUUGUGCGCGGUGGUUGCAGCUGCUGCCAUCUUCAGAUGUUGCCGUGUGCAUCUCAGGCUAAAAAAGGUGGCGUGCGAUCUGGUUUGA